Messenger RNA from Eufriesea mexicana, 1627 nucleotides. Its product is annotated as gamma-glutamyltranspeptidase 1. The transcript is spliced from 9 exons. Bases 57 to 1508 code for a protein of 483 amino acids. NCBI's taxonomy places the organism in Eukaryota, Metazoa, Arthropoda, Insecta, Hymenoptera, Apidae. The record is from RefSeq and is a predicted model, not a curated record. Gene Ontology annotation, cellular component: plasma membrane. Gene Ontology annotation, molecular function: glutathione gamma-glutamate hydrolase. Gene Ontology annotation, biological process: glutathione catabolic process.
CAGUCGAUGCGGCUAUAGCUGCGCUUUUAUGCGAAGGAGUCGCGUCUUUGCACAGCAUGGGACUGGGUGGAGGAUUUUUAAUGACAAUUUGGGACGCGACGACCAAAACUGCCAAUUAUUUAGAUGCACGAGAAACCGCUCCAUCUGACGCUCACAAAGAUAUGUUUAAAGGAAAUCCCGAGUUAGCAAUGUACGGUGGCUUAGCGGUUGCCGUACCGGGUGAACUUCUUGGAUACUGGGAAGCCCAUCAAAAAUAUGGAAAAUUACAAUGGUCCGAUCUAUUCGAGCCGACUAUUUCUUUAUGUGCCACUGGAUCUCGCGUAACUAAAUAUCUAGCCUCGUAUUUGAUUAGUAAAGAACCGUUAAUAAGGAUGCAAAAAUCAUUGGCGGAAAUCCUCAUAAAUCCUAUUACGAAUGCAACGUGGAAGGUAGAUGACAGAAUAAAAAGGCCACGUUUGGCAGAAACGUUAAAAUUGAUUGCAAAACAUGGACCCGGUAUAUUUUAUAACGGCACGAUGGCUGAUACUCUAGUUGAAGAAAUAAAGUCUUUCAAUGGCAUCAUUAAAAAACAGGAUUUACAGAAUUACAGGGUAAAAUGGGAUAAACCGAUUAAAUCAACUAUUGGAAAUUUAACUAUCUAUACCGCACCGCCACCGGGUUCGGGUGCGAUCCUGGCUUUUAUCAUGAACGUUCUUCGCAAUAUGGUUCCUAAUAAUGACAGUAGGAUUAUGUGGCAAAUAAUAAUCGAAACAUUUAAAUGGGCUUACGCCAAGAGAACUAAAUUGGCUGAUCCUGAUUUCUUUAAUAUCACUGACACUCUCGAUAACUUAACAUCCACCGAUUAUGCCGACUCAAUUUGGAAGAAAAUAAAAGUUAACGAAACAAACAACGAUCCAAAGUAUUAUGGUGCUGAGGUGUCUAUGCCAGAAGAUUCAGGAACUUCUCAUGUUUCAGUUUUAGCUCCCGAUGGAUCGGCCGUAUCCGUCACUUCUACGAUAAAUCAAGUUUUUGGUGCAAUGAUACGUUCAACAUCAACCGGCAUAAUAUUUAACGAUGAAAUGGACGAUUUUAGUUCUCCAAAUAUAGUUAAUGGAUUUGAUUUACCUGUUUCACCAGCGAAUUUUAUUCGACCUGGAAAAAGACCUAUGAGUUCUAUGAGCCCGACAGUAGUUAUAGACAAAAACGAAGACGUUCGCUUAGUAAUUGGCGCUGCUGGUGGAACUAAAAUCACCUCUGCAGUUGCGAUAGCAAUGAUAUUAAAUCUUUGGUCAGGAUAUAACGUAAAACAAGCUAUUGAUACACUUAGAAUUCACCAUCAGCUACUACCAAUGCAAGUCCAAAACGAAAAAGGAUUUUCUGCAGACGUAUUAAGUUAUUUAUCGAGCAUUGGACACAAUAUUACAACUUACACAGGAAUUGGAAGUGCAAUUACAGCAAUAUCCCAACAAAACGGACUCAUAUAUGCUAGUUCGGAUUUUCGCAGGGAAGGAAGAACUGCUGGUUUCUAAGAGAUUAUAUGAGGGGUUCCAUAUCGAUGUACAAAAUAUACGAAGAAAGUAAAUCAGGGUACAAACAAGGGAGAAUCUGAAAAUAUCCUGGUAUGAUUUGAAAUACCUCUUUGAAAUCA